AACAGCUGAAUAUACAAUAUUUUGGGUUAUGGGAAAUAUAUUUCACUGUGGUUUAGAUGAUACAAUAAUUUUCUACACCAGGGGUGUCAAACUGAUUCCAUGGAGGGCCAGGUAACUACAGGUGUUUGGUUUUUAUGUUUCUUCCUCUUUCUCUUUCAGACAUAAACAUAUUUGAAGAUUCUUUGAAGACCUAGUUGGACGUUAGUCUGUGACAAAGCUCUCAAAAUGACCAGUGUGGCAAAAUGGCUCCUGCAGAACAAGGACAAUUUAGAAAAGGGGAUUGAGAUCAUGGGACAGGCCUCUGCGUUCCUGGCAGGCACUGUGGGCCAGUUCCGUCCCAUCCUGGAGGCUGUAUUCCAAGCAUCCUAUGAGAUCUUCAGCAACCCAGAAGGACAGGACGCCAAGUACAUGACUGAGCAGUUCAACAAAGUCAACCAGCAUUUGAGACGCAUCCAGGCAGAGGAAGAAAUCUCCCGGGAGCUGCAGAGGACCUCCUUGAAUAAGCAGAACUUUCACUGGGAGGCACAAAUUCUAAACCAGUACAAGAAAUUUGAGGAGUUUUUCAAUGCCAAACCCAAAUUAAAAAAAGAAAAAAUGGACGAUUUCCUCUCAACUUAUGAGCACUUGGAAAAAGACGUGAACCUGGAUGCCCUCUACAAUGCUUUUACUGGGAAUACCUCAGGUGGCUCCAUGCUGCAGACAGUGGUUAACACAGAACAAUUUAGUAGAAGUGCGAUAGAAGAUUUCUGUGAGAUUCUUAAGAAGCUCUUUGUGAAGGGCAUCAUUGCCUUCAUGGGUUACAACAGCCUCAAGAAAAAUGAUGUGGGGGAUCAGAUGCUGAAGAAGUGGCUUAAGCAGAUGGAACAAGUUGAGGAGAGCAUGAAAAAAGUGAUUGAUGAUAUCAUUGAUAACUUCGCCCCAAGAGCCAAAGAGGACAUGGUAAAACAGCUUGAGGAGAUGCCUGGCACUGUUGACCUUGACUUCACCAAAUCCAUAUUGAACACCCUUAAGAAUAAAUAUUACUGGGUGAACUGGUCUAUCAGGGUCUUCAAUGACAAGGAGCGCAUUUUCUCUUUCAACUGGCUAGCUGGCAAGGAGUACCAUGGCCAUGAAGGAGGAGCAAAUUUUUUUGAGGUGAAGACCAAGAACAACAUCAAAGUGGUGAUCUCUUUCAGUGUUGUACCUAAGCUUAUCAACAUGGAUCUGAUCAAAGAACAGAUUGAAGGGCAGAAACUGAAGGGAAACAUGAUGGAUGUGGCUCAGAUCAUCAGCAGAAGACUCCCCAACUACUUGGUGCAUGCUGUCAGCGCCUAUAAGAAAGUGGUGGAGAGCAACAACUUCAAUGAGGGUUGUUACUACUAUGGAAAACACCAAAAAGUGUACCUAUGCGUUCAUCCUAAUUAGCCUUUUGUUUCACAGUGCAAUGGAAAAUAGAGUAGUUAUGAGGAAAACUAGGAAGAAAAUGCAUUAAUGUUUAUAUAAAAGUUAGAGGUGUUUUUAUUGAUAUCUAAAACAUAGCUGAUGCUUUAGCUGGUGAUUGUGGAAAAUGUAAUCUCUUGUUUAUUUGUUUAUCGGCCUUGUAGAUUUUUGUGUAGUUUGAUAGUUUGAACUAUCUUGAUUUUUAUGUGUAUAAGAAUGUAUAUGAGACAUUUCAUGGAUAUCUACUCAACAACAGUGACAAAGUAUGAAAAUUUGAUAUUUCCUUCUACCAAAGAGAAUACUAAGAUACCUUAUUUUACCCACAUUCCAGUAUUUCAUUAUGACCAUACUCUUCAGCGUCUCAUCCCGUCAGCGGGAUCAAAAUCCAGCGAAAAAUCAUAUCGCCAAUUAGCAUAAAAAAAUGAAUACUUUAAAAAAAUAUAUAUAUAUAUUUUUUUUAUAGAUUACACCUCUCCUGAAU
Molecule: messenger RNA, 1900 nt
Organism: Salmo salar (Atlantic salmon)
Lineage: Eukaryota; Metazoa; Chordata; Actinopteri; Salmoniformes; Salmonidae
Product: protein rapunzel-like
Source: RefSeq, a predicted model, not a curated record